AUGUUUCAGUCGACCCGUCUUCUCCUUAUUCCGAACGAACGUAUGGAGGCGAUCUUGCCCUUGCCCGAAUGGGUCGCAAAAUUCGUAGAGCAGCUGUCGGAUAGUCAUCCAGUUUUCACGGGGAACGAAUGGGAUAACCUUCCACACCUCACCACGACAGAUCAAACAUCGAUCCUUGCGGGCAAAGAAGAUGAUGUUUUCCAAGCUUACCGCCCUCUCCAUGACUUCAUCGUCAAGACCUGCGAGAGUUGGCCGGGAAGCUCAGAGGCGCGACCUCUUUUGCUCCGACCGAAAAAUACACCCAAGUCCACCCUGAAGGAAAAUUCAAGCAGACCAGAUGGAGCGAAUCCAAAGGACAGUUCUCUCAAGAUCCAAUGGGACAAGCAGCGAUACGUGUGGGUCGACCUGUUUUCGGCGUACGAGUUCAAGAAUGCGAACGAGCAGGAUCUGGGUGGUCUCAUGGGUAUCCAGAACACCAAGCAAAUCAUCUGGGACCUGCAACAUAUGUUGUGGGAGAAUAUCAAUCGCCGGUUCGCGGUCGGUAUGACAAUAGAGAAGACAGAGGCGCGUCUGUGGGUAGCGACUCGCUCCGCGAUGCUCGUCAGCAUGGGGUUUGACACGCAGAUGGAACGCAAACGCCUAUUCCGGACAUUUGCCUUCUUUGCGUUCGCGGAUCAGACCGCGCUCGGUCUGGACCCAACAAUGAGAAUGCCGAAAGGCGCAGACUUCUUCCUCGUCAACAUUGACGGGAAGCGGUAUCAAGUUCGGAAAAGGCCAAUCGCGGAUCACCGAGCGCGCGCGCUGCACGGGAGUGCGUGUCGUGUCUAUGAAGCAUGGCUCGUCAAUGACGACGCCAAUCGGCUGCCAAAAACCGAUGUCGCAGAUCUGAAGCGGGCGAAGAGGGUAGCGAUCAAAGAGGUUUGGCGGGACGAGUAUCGGGAGCCUGAACGGAAGAUCUACGAUCGGAAGGCUGAGAACUACUUCGUGAAUAUCAGCGGUGAUGAAGAAGUGAUGGUCAAUGGAGUCCGUGAUGAUACAGCAGGGAUCAUGGGUGGUAAGGAGUUUUCGAAAGGAACAGUUUGGAUCAAGACGGCACGUGGGGCGCAGACUGGAACGGACGACACGACCGGAGCGUUAAGUCCCAUUAUGCAAAAUUCCGAGGGGGGCGAAGGCAGGAAGGAAAUUCUGCUCCAGAUCCACCACCGUGUCCAUUAUCGAACAGUGAUGGACAACAUUGGAGAACCGUUG
Molecule: messenger RNA, 1248 nt
Organism: Dacryopinax primogenitus
Lineage: Eukaryota; Fungi; Basidiomycota; Dacrymycetes; Dacrymycetales; Dacrymycetaceae
Exons: 5
Source: RefSeq, a predicted model, not a curated record